AAUCCGGUUCGGAGUUUUGCUGUGGACUUUUGGUUGGGUGUGCUUGAUUAAUUAAUCCCCUUUGUUAUUUCCUAAUGUGUAUAAUUUAAAUUUUGUUUGUAUUAAUAUUAUAGUUUGUGUCUAAUUUCUAUAAAAUUAUUUAAGAGUCAAUGAAGUGAACGUUAGAAACGAUGGCUGAUGACGAACAAGAUCCAAAAGAAUAUAGAUGGGAGACUGGUUAUGAGAAAACAUGGGAAGCUAUCAAAGAAGACGAAGAUGGUUUGGUGGAAGGUCUUGUUGCACAAUUUGCCCAAAAAGCAGCUCGGAAAACAAUUGCACAAAAACGUGGGCCAGUGCGAUUGGGGAUGAUGAGACACUUGUUAGUUGCCGUUGAUUGCUCUGAAGCUAUGAAUUCACAAGAUUUAAAGCCUUCAAGGUUUAUAUGUACACUUAAGCUCCUUGAGAAAUUUGUUGAAGAAUUCUUUGAUCAGAAUCCGUUAAGUCAGUUAAGUAUCAUAGCCAUGAAAAACAAGAGGGCUGAGAAAAUUACAGAAUUAUCAGGGAAUGUUAGAAAACACAUAAAGUCUGUCCAAGGGUUGACGAACAUGGCUUUGACUGGUGAACCAUCCUUACAAAAUACUUUGGAGUUAGCUGGCAGAGUACUCAGGCCACUGCCAGGGCAUGCUUCAAGGGAAUUGCUUGUUUUGUUUGCAUCCCUUACUUCAUGUGACCCAGGAGAUAUAAAUACUUCAAUACAGGCGUUAAAAACUGAUGGCAUAAGAUGUUCUGUGAUCGGAUUGGCAGCUGAAGUUAGAAUUUGUAAGAAACUAUGCCAAGACACUGGUGGUGAGUAUAAUGUGGUGUUGGAUGACGUCCAUUAUAGAUCGUUAUUGUUGGAGCACACGUCGCCUCCGCCGCGUGCUCGCUCGCUGGACGCUGGUCUCGUUAAAAUGGGUUUUCCUCACAGCGCUCCCCCCACUACACAAUCAGAUGCUAGCGCUAACGCAGACCCACCAAUUACUGUAUGCAUGUGCCACUUGGAGGAAGGCGAAGGCGUCGGUGGUGAAGGUCACUUCUGUCCGCAGUGUCGCAGCAAAUACUGUUCGCUGCCAGCACAGUGUAGAACAUGCGGAUUAACUCUCGCUUCAGCACCACAUUUAGCCAGAUCAUAUCAUCACUUGUUUCCCGUGGAACCGUAUGAGGAGAUACCGAAUGAUGGCCAAGCGCAGUACUGCUUUGGUUGCCUGCGUUCCUUCACAGACCUCGAUAAACAAAUAUAUCAAUGCAAGCGGUGCCAUUCGCACUACUGUUGGGAGUGUGAGGGCGUAGUAGGCACUACACUACACGUGUGCCCCGGCUGCGCUUCACGUCCCCAUCUCUACCAGCGGCUACCCGAUGCUUCGUGACACACAACAAAUAAAUUUCUACUGACUU
This is a messenger RNA of Diatraea saccharalis (sugarcane borer), 1413 nucleotides long. NCBI's taxonomy places the organism in Eukaryota, Metazoa, Arthropoda, Insecta, Lepidoptera, Crambidae. The record is from the annotation of a GenBank genome assembly.